AAAAAGUGUUCAGACUCUGAAACUGCGCCGUAACCAAGGGCCUUGGUUUCAAUGCGGAUCAUGCUCGAUCCCUUAUAAAAUUCACCUACCCCCUUCCCCGUCCCCAUCGCACAGCGCUCAAAAUGCCCGGCUCCGUAGUCCCAAUGGCUCCUGAAAUCAUUUGGUUUACCCCUUCUAAUGAGUAUCUCGCUGACCCAGAUAGGAUGCUUGGGAGCAUCAAUAAAACAACUGCCGCCUAUGGUAUGACUGCUGCAUACUAUGGUUUUCAUACCGAGGAGCAAAGAACAGGCGUAUGGGUUUUGGCCUGGCAGACUCUUGCGCACCACCAACAUUUUAUGGAAGAGGAGGUUUACGCCGAAGCCAUGCUACCCGUCAUGGAAGCCAUGGUCGGUGCAGGACAUAUGACACAAGCCCUUCUUCACCAUAGACACGACCUAAUGCGCGCCCUAUCCUCUCCCGUAACCCAAUUCAUAUAUAUCACCGUUCGCCCCAGGCACGAUAGAGGUUACGAGCUGGUUCCGCUUAUCGAGAAAGUAAGAAAAGAGCUCAAAUCAGUUCCUGGGUGUUUUGGUUCCAGUUGGGGACCAUCCGUAGAGAAAGACGAUGUCCAAGUCGGGGUGAUUGGUUGGCGGUGUAUACAAGAUUGUUCCAACGCCGUUAAAGGCCAACUAUCUUCAAACGUCAAGCUUAUACGCGAAUUGGGUCACGUCGAACUAAAAUGGGCCACUAUGAAUCGACACGAGCUAUGAGCCAGGUCGAAUUUUACUUCUCCUCAUCUUUCGGGUUUUAUUUUCGGGAAUUGGGUUCAGGUUCUCAUCUAUUGGCGUA
This is a messenger RNA of Laccaria bicolor S238N-H82, 828 nucleotides long. RefSeq lists its product as uncharacterized. The record is from RefSeq and is a predicted model, not a curated record. Lineage: Eukaryota; Fungi; Basidiomycota; Agaricomycetes; Agaricales; Hydnangiaceae. The transcript is spliced from 4 exons. The coding region runs from base 123 to 749 and encodes 208 amino acids.